Prunus avium (sweet cherry) is the source of this 3628-nucleotide messenger RNA. It is a transcript of the gene TRM20, whose product is annotated as methyl-coenzyme M reductase II subunit gamma, putative (DUF3741). Lineage: Eukaryota; Viridiplantae; Streptophyta; Magnoliopsida; Rosales; Rosaceae. The record is from RefSeq and is a predicted model, not a curated record.
UAUUAUUAUUGUCCUGAUUAUCCUCCACUUUCCCUUUCCUUUCGUUUUUGCUCCCUCUCUCUCAUCUCUCUGUCUAUCGUUAUCAUCUGGUUGCGCUCUCUCUCUCCGUAAUCGAACCUCAUAAAUCAAUCGUAAUUAAACAAACCAUUUUCAAGUCCGAGACACACACAGAGAAAGUCGGUGGAAGAGAGAGAAGCAGCAGCUUAGCAGAAGCAAAGAGAAGCCAAAACCACGCCACAAGCGCACACAGACUCGGAGCCGCCGAUCUAGUCGCCGCAUCAGAUGCCGAUAGCUUCUCCGGUCGAAUCUCCGCCCACAUUAUCGCCGGCAUGACAGUCUACGAGCACCUCGCCGGUCACUAGGGGUUCAAAUGAACGGGAUGCAGAUCAGUAAAGCUCACAACACAGACAAGCCUUUCCCAGGAUGCUUGGGAAGAAUGGUGAACCUCUUUGAUUUGAGUACUGGGGUUUCUGGAAACAAGCUGCUCACCGACAAACCCCACCCUGAUGUUUUGAUAGGCUCUUCACUCUCAAGGAGUCAAUCAGAUGUGGCAACAAUGUUGGGUCCUCCCCCAUUUGGAGAUCAAAUAGAUGAUAAACUGAUUGUGUCUGAGUUGAGAAGAAGUUCUUCAAACAAUAAAGUAUGUGGAACACCCAUAAAGAUGCUUUUAGACCAAGAAAUGUCAAAAGAAGUGGAGUCUAAGAAGAAUCCACCCAAUGUGGUUGCCAAGUUGAUGGGGCUUGAUUCUCUCCCACGAGAGCAGCCUGAUUCAGUUUCACAAAGAUGCUCACAAUGUACUAAUCAUUCCGGCAUGCCAUUGGGAUGUUGGCAGCAAGAUGGGUUUUUGGACAAGGGAAUGCUUCGUGAAUUUCAUCAGUGUUCAAAGAAAAAUGAUUACAAAGAUGUUUAUGAAGUCUGGCAGCAACCUCAGAAGACAAAUUAUGGAAGAAAUAAAUCACCGCAGAAGGGAGGGUAUAAUGAAAAAGUUAAUGAGAAGAAGAUGGCUCUUGUUCGUCAGAAGUUCAUGGAAGCAAAACGCUUGGCCACGGAUGAGAGGCUUCGCCAAUCCAAGGAAUUCCAAGAUGCACUUGAAGUAUUAAGUUCCAAUAGAGAUUUGUUCCUCAAGUUUCUGCAAGAACCUAAUUCCCUGUUUUCUCAGCAUCUAAAUGAAUUACAAUCUAUUCCUCCUCAACCUACCGAGACAAAGCGGAUCACUGUUCUCAGACCUUCAAAGAUGGUUUCUAAUGACAAAUUAUCAGGAUCAGGGGACAAGAGCGAUGAACACACAAAGAAAUCAGUUCAGGUCGGUCAAGCAGCUGCAUGGGACAAAAGCCACCAUGGAUACUCACCUAUUUCUGAUCAGAAAGUUGAUGACUAUCCUGUUCAACCAACUCGGAUAGUGGUAUUGAGGCCUAGCCCUGGGAAGACUCCUGAUGUUAAGGCUGUGGUUUCUUCACCUACGUCAGCACCAACAAUAUUACAUGGUGAAAACUUCUAUGAGGAACAUGAAGAUGAUGAGGAGCGAGAAUCAAGAGAAGUUGCAAAGGAGAUCACACAGAAGAUGCGUGAUAAUUUGAUGGGUCAUCGGAGGGAUGAAACUUUGAUUUCCUCCGUCUUUUCCAAUGGUUAUACCGGUGAUGAGAGUUCAUUUAACAAAUCAGAAAAUGAAUAUGCAAAUGGAAAUCUCAGUGAUUCAGAAGCUAUGUCACCAUCUUCUAGGCAUUCAUGGGAUUACAUUAACAGGUUUGGCAGCCCUUUUUCUUCAUCCUCCUUCAGCCGUGUGUCAUGUUCUCCAGAGUCAUCUGUUUGUAGAGAGGCAAAGAAGCGACUUUCUGAAAGAUGGGCUAUGAUGGCAUUAAAUGGGAAUCCUCAGGAACAAAGGCAUGCCCGGAGGAGCUCUAGUACAUUGGGUGAGAUGCUUGCUCUUUCAGAGAUAAAGAAGCCAGCAAGAUAUGAGGAUGAGAGCAGUCAGAAGGAACAAGAACCAAGGGAAUCAGUUUCAUGCUUAAUUAAUGGUUCUAGUAAAGAAGAAGGUGCGGAUGAUUCCCCCAGAAAUCUUUUGAGGUCAAAAUCUGUCCCUGUAUCUUCUACAGUAUAUGGUGCCAGGGUCAAUGUUCAAGUUUCAGAUCCCGAGGCUGGCAAGACAGAUGUUCCUAAAGAGCUAACUAAGGCAAAGAGCAUGAAGUCAUCGUUUAAAGGGAAAGUCUCAAGUUUAUUUUUCUCCAGAAAUAAGAAAUCAAAUAAAGGGAAAUCUGAUGUUUCUCGAUGUAACAACGAAAAUGAAUCUGCCCUUGCUGAACCACCAAAUUCUCUGGUUCCUCCUGGUAUAAUUAGUGAUGAUGCAUCUCAGUGUGCUAAUGAUGGUGGCCUUGAAGGGUGUUUGUCUCCUGCUUUAUUUGGAUAUUCGGGAAAAGAAUCUCCAGAUGUAACAAAUAUGGGACAAAGACAAGGCACAGUUCCACCGGAGGCAGGGUUGUGUCUGACAAGGCCUGUGGUGCCUGGAAAUGUUGUCGAGAAUCCUGAUCAGCCAAGUCCAAUAUCAGUUCUAGAACCACCAUUCGAAGAGGAUGACAAUAUAAUUCAGGAGUCCUCUUUGGAUUUGAAGCCAGACCACCUAGGAAGACAUCUCAAGUCUAACUUGAUUGACAAAUCACCACCUAUAGGAUCAAUUGCCCGGACGCUGUCAUGGGAUGAUUCUUGUGCAGAGACUGCGACACCAUAUCUAUUAAAAUCCCCUUCAGUUUCCGCUGAGGAAGAAGAACAAGACUGGCAUGUCAUUGUCCAGACUCUUUUAUCAGCAGCUGGCCUACAUGGUGAGGUGCAGUGUGACUCGUUUUUCACUAGAUGGCAUUCGCUCGAAAGUCCAUUGGACCCAUCUCUGAGAGACAAGUAUGCCAACCUAAAUGACAAAGAGCCUCUGCAUGAGGCUAAGAGAAGGCAAUGGCGAUCAAGCCGGAAGCUUGUAUUCGAUUGUGUUAAUGCAGCCUUGGUGGACAUCACUGGUUAUGGGUCAGACGGCGGCACAAGAACCCUGUCAUGUAGCGGGGCCCACGACAGGUUUUCAGAGGGUGAUUCUUCCCUAUUGGCAGACCGUGUGUGGGGCCGAGUGAGGGAAUGGUUUGCCAGUGAGGUGAGGUGCGCUUCAGGGGAGGGUGGGGACAGCAACAGCCUGGUGGUGGACAGGGUGGUGAGGAAGGAGGUUGUGGGGAAAGGGUGGUCUGAACAUAUGAGAUUCGAAAUUGAUAAUUUAGGGGAGGAGAUAGAAGGGAAAUUGCUGGAAGAGCUCGUGGAGGAGGCUGUGGUUGAUUUGACAGAGAGGACAUGACCGAACUUUUUAUUAAUUUUCCAUUUUAAAUUUUACUGUAACUCUCUCUCUCUCUCUCUCUCUCUCUCUCGCUCUCUCUAUUAUUUUGUGUAUGUGAUUUUCAACAAUGGUGGUGGCCCUAACCGACCUUUAAUUGUUUAAUGCCGCAGAUGUUUCAGUUAAUCAUUAUUUCGUAAUUUGAGACCACUCUGUUUAUAUACAAGUGUACAAUAUUAUUUGGCAGCUGACUUUUGUCGCACGUUCAAAUCUCUCUCGUUGUUUGUAAGUGGUGUACUUCAAUACAAAUUGAGAAGAAUUGCAGGA